Molecule: messenger RNA, 348 nt
Organism: Scheffersomyces stipitis CBS 6054
Lineage: Eukaryota; Fungi; Ascomycota; Pichiomycetes; Serinales; Debaryomycetaceae
Gene: MRP2
Product: mitochondrial 37S ribosomal protein uS14m
Exons: 1
Coding region: 1-348 (115 amino acids)
Biological process (GO): translation
Cellular component (GO): mitochondrial small ribosomal subunit; ribosome
Molecular function (GO): structural constituent of ribosome
Source: RefSeq, a predicted model, not a curated record
AUGCCUUUCAGAUUCCCGGUGCAGUUCGAGAUCCCCAAGCACUGCUACAUCAAUGCCCGUGUGCUCAGAGACCAGUUCAAGAGAUUACAGUAUGCUGAACAUGAGGUUACCAGAAAGGCUUUGAAGUACAUCGCCAGAAACACAGAAUUACCACCAAGAGCCAGAUUGGAAGCACAAUUGCAGUUGACAGCCAUGCCUAAGUACACCUCCUACAACCAGAUCAGAGACAGAUGUGUGGCUACCGGUAACUCGAAGUCGCUUAUCCGUGACUUCAAACUCAACAGAACUGCUUUCAGAGACAGAGCCAGAGCUGGAUUGAUUCCAGGGGUUAAGGUUGCUUCGUGGUAG